CUCCCGUAACCCUUCCCCCACACAAAGACUAAACAAAUCUGUAACCCACAAAAAAAAAAAUUAACACAUCUUUUCUCUCGCAUCGGCUUUCUCCUUCUCGAGAGGAUCUAAACCAACCGAAGAAGACGACGAAGAAAGAAAUUAAGAACAUCGGGAAAUGGAAGGGAGAGAAUACAACCCAAACAUGAACCCACAUGCCAACAGGACAGCCUUGGCGUCGGCGCACUCGCCGUGGCAUUCUCCGGUCCCGUACUUAUUCGGCGGCUUGGCGGCGAUGCUCGGUCUCAUCGCCUUUGCUCUCCUCAUCCUCGCUUGCUCCUACUGGAGACUCUCCGGUUACCUUGACGGCGGUUCCGGCGAAAAUUCCACCGGAGAGAGGGACCUCGAGGCCGGAAACGACGCCGAGGCGAAGAAAACUCCGGCGGAGAUGCCGGAAAAGUUUCUGGUGAUAAUGGCCGGUGACGUGAAACCCACGUAUCUGGCGACUCCGACGAGCAACAGUAACAGCACGAGUAGGUCUUCUUCGUUCAUGGAGACGGAAAAGAGUUGUACUUGCGACGAAGACGACGACGAAGAUGAAGAAGAAGAGAAGGAGGGGGAGGGUAGUGAUCAGGUGCGGCGGCUGAGCACCGGAGGCAACGGUGAGCCCACCUCUGUCCAAAGACACUGAAAACAGGCAGAGUUGCUUUAAGGAUCAGACUAAAAAAACAGAGCAUCAUCAUCGUCACGGGUUCAAAUAUCUUUGUGAACAGUUUACAUACUGUCUGCCCCGGUCCAUUCCGGGUCGGGUCGUCAUGACCCGAUCGGUAACAUCACGAGAAUCUUAUCUGGACGUCACGGCGACGGGAAUAUUUUCAAGUGGGUUUCGUCUAAUUGGAUUGUUAUCAGAAGGGUUUGAUUUAAUUAGACGUCAAUCUUAGAUUGUGUAGAAGAAAAAGCCUCUCUUUUUUUUUUUUUCUUUUGCAAGUUUCCAAUUUCGACAGUGUUAGGGCCACGACGGAAAGUCCGGCAAAUGUAAAUUUCCGAGAUUUGACCGGAAGACCCAUUUUGAUUAUAUCGCCGGAGAAGACGACCCAACAAAUCUAUCAAAUUCCUAUGUUUUUUUUUUUAAAAAAAUUUAUGUGGGGGUGGUUGAAUUGAUGAUGGUGAGGAAGGGCAGUUACGGGAGAGAGGCUUCUCAGGUGAAAAAUGGAAUGCGUGGGGGGGCUACAACGGCACGUGUGGAGGCACGUGCCAAAGACAGGCUGAUCGAGUUUCCCAUGCGGCGAGGAGAGGUUGCCCUUUAAAAUUAUUAUUUUGUAUGUACGCUCUUAUCGCUUUUAUUAUCCACAAAAUUAACAAAACUUGGAAAAGACGAGAGUA
This is a messenger RNA of Tarenaya hassleriana, 1362 nucleotides long. Its product is annotated as protein GLUTAMINE DUMPER 3. Lineage: Eukaryota; Viridiplantae; Streptophyta; Magnoliopsida; Brassicales; Cleomaceae. Gene Ontology annotation, biological process: regulation of amino acid export. The record is from RefSeq and is a predicted model, not a curated record. The transcript has a single exon. The coding region runs from base 158 to 670 and encodes 170 amino acids.